Molecule: messenger RNA, 4791 nt
Organism: Achroia grisella
Lineage: Eukaryota; Metazoa; Arthropoda; Insecta; Lepidoptera; Pyralidae
Product: tonsoku-like protein
Exons: 14
Coding region: 186-4589 (1467 amino acids)
Molecular function (GO): protein binding
Source: RefSeq, a predicted model, not a curated record
AUGCUUUUGGCUUUUGUAUUUGCAACAUUGCCAAUAACUAAUUUGAUAAUCAAACUUUUAUUGAAAUAUUUUGUAUGAAUAAACAGUACAGAACAAUAUUUCGAAUGUUGUAAUUAUACUAUUAAUAUGAUUAUAUUUUUAUUUGAAGAUUUUCGAGAAUAAUGUGAUAACAGUUUAGUGUAGACAUGGAAGAAGAAAAACUUAUUCGUAGAAAGAAAAAAGCGUUGAAUGGCAGCAACAGGCGUACUUUAGCUGAAGCCUGCAAUGAUCUGGCUACAUUCUACUACAAACAUAAUCGUUACAACGAUGCGCUAGAUGAAUACAAAAAUGAAGCAGCGAUUGUCAAAGAGUUGGGUCUCAGAAUGGAGUGGGGCACUUGUAACCGUAUGAUUGGUGAGAUGUACAUGCUCUUAGCCGAAUUCGAGAAGGCUCUGAAGUUUGAAGAGCGCCAUUUGGCUGUGGCUAAAGAAUUGAGUAAUCAGGUAGAAGAACAGAGAGCAAUGGCAACUCUUGGCAGAAUUUAUUUAUUACAAGGACAAAGCACAAUGAAUGAGAAUGAAUCUAAAAUAUCAUUGAAAGCUGCAGAGAAAGCUUUUAUGAAAGGGCUUGUCUUGUGUGAAAGUUUAAAUGGAAAGAUAAAUAAACAUGAACUAAUGGAUAUGAGAGCACGUCUGCUCCUAAAUAUAGGAGUGGUACAGGAACAUCUUGGCUUCUUUGAGAAAGCAGUUGACUGUAUAAAGAGAGCAAUUUCAAUAUGCACAGGACAAGAUUUAUAUGAAGUGUUGCACAAUUGUUACACAACUCAGGCAUCCUUGUACACUAAUAAAAAGAAAGACUACACUCUGGCAUUGAAUUGUUUGAAUAAAGCACUUGAAGUUGCAAGUCGACUUGAAGAUAAGGUUCUUAAAACAUGUGAGACACUUUCUUCGAAAGCUGAUAUUUUAUGCAAAAUGUCAGACUAUCAAAGUGCUAAACAAGUUUUGCUGAAAGCGUGGAAGUUGAAGACCCCUGAUGAAGAAGAAUGUGAAAAUAUUGAGUCCAAUCUUAGAGUUGUUGCGGCGAUGUGUUAUACUGAGGACCUUCUAAUAUCCACUGAUCCUAGUGACCACAUAUCUUUCAAAAAACUAUAUGAGAAGUUAGGGGAUGGUGCAUGCCAUUUACGGAACUAUGCUGGUGCUGUUGAAUACUAUCUUAAGAUGUUGGACCAUGCGGAGUUGGCUGGUGACUGUGGGAAGACUCUUAUACCCAUUUACGUUAGUUUAUAUCAAACAUACAAAGACAUGGGCCAAUACAAUGAUGCUUUACAUUAUUAUGAAAAAGAAUAUGAACUAAUAAAAGAUGUACCCAAAGAGGCAUACACCACUUUGUACAAUAUAGCUGAAGCAUCAUUCCUGGCCAAGAAACCUUAUGGACAAGUGGAAAAAGCUUGCUUGGAUGCAAGGAAUGCUGCAAGAGAAUGGAAUAAAAGGAAGUAUGAAGUAAGGAUUUUAAAAAAUCUACUUAAAUAUCAAGAGGAAUAUGACGAAAUGGAUAAGAUGGAUAGUACAAGGGAUGAAUUGAGAAUGUUAGGUUAUGACGAUUUUGAUAACUUAGAAAAUUCUGAAGAUGAUCAGAGUUCAGCUGGUGGAUGUGAUGAGGAUACCACUCACAUUGGUGAUGAUAUAUGUCUCGACGAUCUCACAGACUUGUCUGACACUAAUGAAGAAAAUGUGACGGAGAGCAAACGUGAAGUCAGAAAAAGAGGUAGAGGUUAUGCGAUCAAAAAGAAUAUGAAAGGUGAAACACAAUUACAUGUGGCAUCAAUAUCUGGCAAUAAAUUGUUAGUGGAACGGUUAAUAGCUAAAGGUCAUCCUGUUAAUGUAAGAGACAAUGCUGGCUGGAUUCCGUUACAUGAAGCCUGUAUACAUGGGCAUAUUGAAAUAGCUAAUACACUAAUUAAUAGUGGUGGUAACGUAAAUGACAGGGGAGGAUCAAAUUGUGAUGGUAUAACUCCUUUGUAUGACGCAGCUAGUAAUGGACAUUUAGAAGUAGUUCAGCUAUUACUAGAGAAAGGUGCUUUGCCAUCUCUAAAAACUGACUUUGGCGAAACCCCGUUGCAUGUCUUACAAAAAUGGCGCGCAGGAACUAUAUUAACAAGAGAUGAAGAAGUUUUGUAUAAUAAUAUAUGCAAUAAAAUGAACAAUUUUAUUGAAAAAAAUAACACAACAGAUCACAGUAAAAUAGAUCAAGUCCUAAACAGAUCUAAAUCGAAGACUCCUGUCAAACCCAUUAUUGAUAGAACUCCUCCUAGUACGUCAAAAUCCACAGUAAAAAUAAGAGAAUUAGAAUCGCCGGUAUUUAAACGACGAAAUAUUAUUGAUGAUGAUAGUGAUGAUGAUAUUAAUCUAUCGCAAAAUGUUACACAUCAAACUGCAUUUCCGUCGGAUGAUUCAAAUGAUUCUUUUGAUGACACUAGAUCGAAUAAAAACAAAAGUACAGCUUCAGGUGUAAAAGAGUACAGAAACGCAAUAUCGGCUUUAAGGAACAGAACUACUGACGAAUUUCCGGAAGUUGACGUAAAGAAAGCAAAAGCCAAACCUGCUUUCCUGGACCCAGACGAAGUUGAUGAUGAUUGGCUAGAUGAUGAUUUAGGUAUAAAUAAGGGAAAGAAAAGAAAACUUACUGAUCCUUUGACUGUCAUAGCCAAAAAACCAUCUUACGAUAGCAUAAAAGACAAUAUUGACAAAAUAAAUAAGAUAGAACCUCUUGUGGAUAAUAAUAAGAACACUAAACAAAAUAGGUUACGGAUGAGUAAUAUAGUAGAUAUAAGUGAAAACAGUUCUGAUUCAGAUAGUUUCAGAAAUGAGAAUGUAAGUCCUAGGAAAAAUGUUGUCAACUCAAUUAAAUAUAUAAGGAAUGAACUUAAUGAAUCUAAAUCAAAAGACAGUAGAGAGAAUAUAAAACGGCGGUGGAAGACUCAAAGUACUUUAUUGAAAGCUGGAUUUCAAAGGAAGAAGGAUGUUGAUCAGUCGAGUAAUAGUGGAAGUGAUAAUGAAGUAACUAGAAGCACAAAAAAGGAUAGUAGACGAGAGGCAUCUACCUUUUCGUUCUCUCGGAAAUCAAGCGAGAAUGUCAAUGACGGUUUCAAUAUUAUGCAGACUAUGAACCCUAAUAUAGUGCAACCAAUGAAUGUGAUACAACCGAUAAGCAUUAUGCAGUCAUCUAAAAAUGGUCGGCCAAUACAGACGCAGAUAUUACCACCUGCUGCUGUGAAGGUGCAAGUUGAAGAUAAAGUAUUACUUAUAUCUUUAAAGUUGGAUACAAUAAACAAACUAACAAUCAGCUGGCUGGUUGAUGAAGUUAAAUCUAGAUAUUAUAAAUUAACAGGUGUUAGGCCAAUAUUUAGCCUAAUGACAUCUGACGGAGCUAUACUGUCUGAAGACGACCCGCUAAGCCUUGUUCUAGCGUCACCUGAAUUAAAAACCUCUGUUACCAAUUGGAAAGCGUCACCGGCUGAGGAGAGGUAUUUGGAGUGCUGUGAUGCUCUGGGAAUAUCACCAUCUGAGGAGGUCCAACAGGCCGUUGGCAGAAGUCACACUACCCACCGACUAGCACUUGGUGCUAAAACACUGUCAUCAUUACAAAUUAGGCCAUUAUUCCGUGCUAUGACCCAUCAAACCCACAUCACAGCGAUCAUGAUCUCGGACAAUAACAUAGGCGAUGACGGCGCUAAAUUUUUAGCUGAAAGCAUAUGUACAAUGAAGCAAUUAACGAUUUUAGAUAUCAGUCUAAACAACAUUAGCGCCGAUGGUUCAAAACACCUAUUAAAUAUCUUCGAAAAGUCCACAAGACCUGUUUGCCAAACAUUGGAAGAUUUAGAUUUAAGUGGUAACCCAAUAUCGGAUAAUGGUUUUAGAAAUAUUGUAAAAUUGUGUCAAUAUAUAAAGUUAAGAGUACUGAAAAUAAAUAAUUGUAUGAUAACAGACCAAUCUAUAAAUGAAACUGUUAAAUCUAAUAUGAGCUUCGAUAGCAUAGAAUCCAUUAAUAUAAGCAACAAUGAAGUGAAACAAGUAAUGGUCAGUUGUCUCGUAACGUCGUUAAAUGCUAGUUUGCUGACGGAUUUGGAACUGGAUAAUAUAGGCGUGGAGGGCAGUGUCGUAGGAUGUAUAGCGACUUUUAUGGAUUCAGCUAAAGAUUUGAAGAUACGGCGAUUCAGUUUGUCCAAUUGUAAAUUAGUUGAUGGACAGUUUAUGAGAAUAUUCAGAUCUCUAGGUCGCGCCAGGCAUUUGCAGUCCAUAACUCUCAAAAACAAUUUUCUGACGUUCAUCACCUUGAAGAAACUACUACAACGUCAGCCUCCUGUACCUCAGAUAAAUUUGGACGGUUGUCAAGACAUAUUUAAGUAUUCACCUGAUUCAGAUUUCCAAGUGUGGCUACCAGCAAUAGACUUUGGGAGGUGUAUACCGGAGAUAAAUGUCACACCAAUCUCAAAAACUGAUGCUGAAAGGGAGAGUUUCAAGUUGUUUUCUAAAACGUGGCUAAACUGUUUCAAAGGAAGGGGUGUUAUAGAACAUUGUGAUGGAGGCGUAAUCAAGUUCACUGCAAAAUGAAGUGUGCCUUAUGUAUAGUAAUAAGUUUUGUGAACAAUUUGUAUACAUAACAAUAAAAUCAGUGUAAAGUAACAAUGACAGAGCUGAUAGUUUAUAAUUUAAUUUAUGAAUAGAAAUUAAUACUUUUAAUGUAUGAGUUAGUGUUUUUUUAUUUCCUGUUCACAUGUUCCAAGUAAUCAAGAUAUUAAAUUGUAGUGUAAAA